Messenger RNA from Phymastichus coffea, 1362 nucleotides. RefSeq lists its product as uncharacterized. Lineage: Eukaryota; Metazoa; Arthropoda; Insecta; Hymenoptera; Eulophidae. The coding region runs from base 1 to 1362 and encodes 453 amino acids. Gene Ontology annotation, biological process: DNA integration. The record is from RefSeq and is a predicted model, not a curated record. Gene Ontology annotation, molecular function: nucleic acid binding. The transcript is spliced from 2 exons.
AUGGCAAUUGUAUUUGGAUGUAAAAAAUUUUAUCAAUUUAUUUUUGGAAAAUUCUUCAUUUUGAGAACAGACAAUAAAGCUUUAGAGUAUAUACUGGGACCACGAAAGGGCAUUCCACAGACUGCUGAUAAUAGACUACAGAGAUGGGUAUAUUUCUUGUCGGGCUUUAGAUAUAUAACGGAGCAUGUAAGUUCAAAAGCUAAUGCUAACUGUGAUGCGCUCUCGAGGUUGCCAAUCGAUGAUAAUAUUAAGUUAACAAAUUCAAAAUUCUCACAUGUAUACUUUUUUGAUGAAGGUCUUAUCAGUUAUGAUUAUAAAAUUCUUGCAAACGAAAGUAAGACAGACAAAGAAAUUUCACAAGCAAUCAAAUAUGUAAUGCAAGAAUGGCCAAGUAACGAUACUAAUUUAUCAGGCGAACUUAAAAGUAUAUUUGAGAAAAGAUUAGAAUUAUGUGUAGAAAAGGGUUGCCUCUUUUGGGGUUUGAGAGCAAUUGUACCAAAAAAUAUGAGAAGGGUCAUAAUAAAUGAACUUCAUGCUACUCAUUUGGGCAUUGUCAAAAUUAAAAUGUUUUCAAGGUCUUAUGUAUGGUGGCCAGGUAUAGAUAACGAUAUUGAACGGAUGGUUAGAGAAUGCAACAUUUGUAUAAUCGAACGAAAAAAACCGCCACAUACACCACUGACGACAUGGCCUUACCCAAGUAAAGCAUGGGGGAGAAUACACUGCGAUUUUGCAGAACUAAUUCAAAAAUUAUUUGCCAGACACGGUCUUCCACUCCACUGUGUGACGGACGGAGGUCCACAAUUUCGUAGUGACGAAUUUUGUAAAUUUCUAGCAAAUAAUGGCGUAAAACAUUCUUUUAGUCCGCCUUAUCAUCCAGCUACAAAUGGAGCUGCCGAAAAUAAAGUACAGAUUUUUAAGGAUAAGGUUAAAAAAAUUGUUAAAGGGGGGGAAACUGUAGAUAAUGCAAUUAAUAUGUUUCUUUUCGACUACCGUAGCAUCGACCAUUGUACAACGGGUAAAAGUCCGGCGUAUCUACUUUAUAAAAGAGAACUACGCACGAGAUUCGAUAAACUACGUCCGUGCGUGGUUGAUCAUGUAGAUGACAAACAGAGAGCGCAAAUAGUAGCUAAGUCGGGGAAUAGAAACGUAGACUUUCAAAUAGGAGAUAAAGUAUACGUCGAUGACCACGGUGUGCGUGCGGAAGUGCGUAAGGAAGCAACAAUUGUAAGGCAAGAUUCGCCGUCUACUUUUGUCGUAGUAGACAAAAAUGACAAACGACAAAAGCGAGACGUAGAUCAAAUGGUCAGCAAUAAACCUACGAAACUACGACGCUCUCCUAGGUUGAACCAAGCUAAUAAUUAA